AUGUCAUCUGCCUCUAUAAAUGGAAUUCCAGCCAAAAUGGGAGUGUCCGAGUGUCAACAAUUAGUCAUUCGAAUGUUAACUCUUGCCCAUCAUGAAUUAGUACUUCUUUCUUAUUGUUUUGGAAAAUCAAAUAAAGAUACACACAGACUUGAACAUGAAGCACGACUUGCAGACAAAAUGGUGGUUAAUCAAGACGAUCUCCUCCAAACGAACCAGGGAUUUCGAGAUCUGACGCACGCUGGUCUUCCGCAGAAGAGAGUUGUCGGCGUGAUAUCGGCAGUAACUGCUUCCUUUAGCGUCUUGAAGGGGAUAGCAGACAAUGUCGAUUUUUCCCGUGUAUGUGUCAUUGGACUUAAGAACCUUGGUAACCGGAAGCUCGUGGAUCCCACUUGGUAUUUGUCUCACGGUGUAAUUCGUCAGCCUCUUCCUCGAUAUUUGCCGGCUGGGGACGCAGGAAUUUUUACUUUUGAGAAAACAAGCUAUGCUACGGCGGGUACUUCCGGAGUACUGACGUACACCGUUUUCGGGACAAACCACCAGGUGGCUGUUUUCUGGAGUGUUCCAUUUUUCUUUGGAAUAAACUCGAACGAGCUUCACGUCCAGGUAUGGACAAAUGCCCAUGCAAAUGAAGCGUUAUUUAAAAGCAUGGAAGCUGAUGAAGAGAAAUUGACUGUGUGGAAUUCUGGACAUUGGUUGUCAGCUAGUGGAUACGGAAUCACGGUUAAUGCCGCCAUGACGAAUGCCGCGAAAGCCUCUCUCCUAGUGGAGGUGGAGUUUAACAUCACAAAUCCAGAGCCGGAAAUAUUUGGUUGA
Saccostrea echinata is the source of this 813-nucleotide messenger RNA. RefSeq lists its product as uncharacterized. Gene Ontology annotation, cellular component: pore complex. Gene Ontology annotation, molecular function: channel activity. The transcript has 5 exons. Lineage: Eukaryota; Metazoa; Mollusca; Bivalvia; Ostreida; Ostreidae. The record is from RefSeq and is a predicted model, not a curated record. The coding region runs from base 1 to 813 and encodes 270 amino acids. Gene Ontology annotation, biological process: pore complex assembly; cytolysis in another organism; monoatomic cation transport.